UCUCUUUGGGAAAGUGUACCAACGCGAUGCAUUGUGGGACUUUAUGUAAACCCAACAUGGCGGCGGCCUGCGCCAGAUCGCUGGUUAAGGUCGGUUGUACGACUCUGGAGAGUUCCGUUCUCCCCCGAUCUGGCACCGGUGCCCUUCUGUUGGGGAACGCCGGCUCUCGAGUGUCCCGGAGGGCCUACUUCGGCACGGGCGGCAGGACCGGAGCCCGCUCUGGGACGCUGUGGUCUUUGCGGGGAGGUAGAAACGGUGCGCUGAGCUGCGCCUUCCUGCUCGGCGGCGGUGUCGGUCUCUAUCACACCGUGAAAUUCUACUGGGACCAGGAGCGACACCUCGCCCAGGAGCAAGCCCAGGCUGCCCCCGCAGGAGCCCCCUUAGCGUGCCUGACGCUGUACCAGUACCAAACGUGUCCGUUCUGCAGCAAAGUGCGAGCCUUCCUGGAUUACCACGGCCUGGCCUACCGCGUGGUGGAGGUGAAUCCCGUCAUGCGACAGGAGAUCAAGUGGUCCACCUACAGGAAGGUUCCCAUCCUCACGGUGGACGAGCACCUGCAACUGAACGACUCGUCGGUCAUCAUCAGCUCACUCAAGACCUUCUUAGUCAGCAAGGGUUCCAACAUGUCUGACAUUUUGCGUUGUUACCCCGAGCUGAAAUACGUGAACGACAGCGGCAAGCAGGUGACGGAGUACAGCAAUAAGUACUGGCUCAUGCUCAGCGAGGACGACACGGCCACAGUGUACCCCGACAAAGGCACGCAGAAGGAAGAGAUGAAGUGGCGUCAGUGGGCCGACGACUGGCUGGUGCACCUGAUCUCGCCCAACGUGUACCGCAGCACCGGCGAGGCCUUGGCCUCCUUCGACUACAUCGUGCGGGAGGGCAAGUUUGGCGCCCUGGAGGGCGUCUUCGCUAAGUACGUCGGUGCCGCCGCCAUGUUUAUCAUCGCCAAGCGCCUCAAGAGCCGGCACAAUCUUCAGGACGACGUGCGUCAGGACCUGUACAAGGCCGUCAACGACUGGGUGGCGGCCGUGGGCAAGAAGAGGAAGUUCAUGGGCGGGGAGCAGCCCAACCUGGCCGAUCUGGCAGUGUUUGGCGUCCUGCGCGUGAUGGAGGGCCUGGAGGCCUUCGAUGACAUGAUGGCCAACACCAAGGUGAAGCCGUGGUACCGGCGCAUGGAGGCGGCCACCCGCAACCACGAUGGACGCUCAUAGUCGUUACGGCAACCGUGUUGUUGAUAAAAAGAAACUCACUGCUUUGCAGAGGGCACGGGGGACUUAUCGAUGCUCGUCUGAUCGUAUUGUUUUGCUCUGGAAUAUUACGGUCAUCCUCAAGAUUCAAUGCAAUAAAAGGCGGAUUUUUACGGUUUAUGUUGGCGGUUGAGCGCCUCUCUUGUAAAGUUCCGUUUGGGUUCAUUAAAGUGUCCCUGAAAAAAGAGAGGGGUGGAAAGAAAAAGGGUUAACUUAUUCUUCUUGUGUUGAGGUUUCCAUGAUGCAGGAUGCUGAUGCUGCCAUAUGAGGGCACUCUUCAGUUGGUGUUCAUCUGACGUGAAAACAUUUCAUGAAAAUGUUUCACUAAUCCAAAUGUACUCAGACUGCAGGAUUCAUGUGCAUACAAUAAAAACAAGAAUGUG
This is a messenger RNA of Syngnathoides biaculeatus (alligator pipefish), 1633 nucleotides long. RefSeq names its product prostaglandin E synthase 2-like (gene ptgesl). The transcript is spliced from 7 exons. Gene Ontology annotation, molecular function: prostaglandin-E synthase activity. Gene Ontology annotation, cellular component: mitochondrion. The record is from RefSeq and is a predicted model, not a curated record. The coding region runs from base 27 to 1214 and encodes 395 amino acids. Lineage: Eukaryota; Metazoa; Chordata; Actinopteri; Syngnathiformes; Syngnathidae.